Dovyalis caffra is the source of this 6381-nucleotide messenger RNA. Lineage: Eukaryota; Viridiplantae; Streptophyta; Magnoliopsida; Malpighiales; Salicaceae. The record is from the annotation of a GenBank genome assembly.
AUGCCCUUCUUUAUCACCGACGAUGACCUCGCGCGCCACGCGAAUGACGCAUCGUAUGUGGCCGCGAAGGCCGACGAGUUCAUCAGAGGAUUGCAGAGCGAACUCGAAACCGUGAGAGCUGCGGCCGAUGCGGCGGCGAUCACGGCGGAACAAACUUGUUCGCUUCUCGAACAGAAGUUUUUGUCUCUGUCUACAGAAUUCUCGAAGCUCGAGUCUCAGAACGCACAGCUUCAGUCCUCUCUCGAUGACCGCCUCUCGGAACUUGCUCAGGCACAGGCACAGAAGCAUCAGCUUCACUUGCAAUCUAUUGGAAAGGAUGGGGAGAUAGAGAGGUUGAUGACUGAGGUGUCGGAAUUGCACAAGUCGAAGAGGCAGUUGCUUGAGUUAGUGGAGCAGAAGGAUUUGGAGAUUAGUGAGAAGAAUGCUACUAUCAACAGCUAUCUUGAUAAGAUUGUCCACUUGACUGAUCGUGUAGCAAAUAAGGAGGCUCGUUUAAGUGAACGCGAGGCAGAGUUGGCCCGUUCUCAGGCUACUUGUGCUCGUCUUUUGCAGUCUGCAUGUGAGCAGGAGAAAGAACUUAUUGAGAGGCAUAAUGCAUGGCUAAAUGAUGAGUUGACUGCCAAAGUUGAUGUUCUCAUGGAGUUGCGCCGAACGCAUGCUGAUCUUGAGGAGGAUAUGUCUGCUAAGCUUGUGGAUGCAGAGCGACAGUUCAAUGAAUCCUCUAGUUCCUUGAAACAGAGCAAGGAAAGGGUGAAGGAGUUAGAAAUGAAGUUGACAUCCGCACAAGAGGAAUUAUGCUCUUCUAGAGAUGCUGCUGCAGCCUAUGAAGAGCGAUCGUCUGCUGAACUCUCAACAGUAAAUAAGCUUGUUGAAUUGUACAAAGAAAGCUCUGAGGAAUGGUCUCACAAAGCAGGAGAGCUCGAGGGCGUGAUCAAAGCUCUGGAGACUCAUUUGAGUCAAGUUGAAAAUGACUACAAAGAGAGAUUGGAGAAGGAAGUAUCUGCACGAAAACAAUUAGAGAAGGAGGCUGGAGAUUUGAAAGGCAAACUUGAAAGGUGUGAAGCUGAUAUGGAAACUAGCAGGAAAGCUAAUGAACUGAAUCUUCUUCCUCUCAACAGUUUUACAACAGAAAGAUGGAUGGAUCAGCUCAAUAAUGAUGACCUUCCUGAUAGUAACAGCAUGGUUGUCCCCAGGAUCCCAGUUGGUGUUUCAGGAACUGCAUUAGCAGCUUCUCUGCUCCGUGAUGGUUGGAGUCUUGCAAAAAUGUAUGCAAAGUACCAAGAAGCUGUUGAUGCUCUUCGCCAUGAGCAAUUGGGAAGGAAGGAAUCUGAGGCAGUACUGCAACGGGUCUUAUGUGAACUAGAGGAGAAAGCAGGAGUAAUUUUGGACGAAAGAGUGGAAUAUGAGAGAAUGGUAGAAUCAUACUCUGUCAUCAACGAAAAAUUGCAGCACUCAUUUUCUGAACAGGCAAACCUGGAGAAAACAAUCCUAGAAUUUAAGGCAGAUUUGAGGAGGCAUGAACGUGAUUACAGUUUGGCUCAAAAGGAAAUUGGUGAUCUUCAGAAACAGGUGACAGUUCUUCUUAAGGAAUGUCGUGAUAUACAGCUUCACUGUGGAUCUACUGGGCAUGACCAAGUUGAUUAUAGUACAGCAAUUGCUCCUGUUGGAAUGGACUUAGAGUCUGAUCCGGAAAAUGCAAUCUUGGAACGCCUUACCUUCAAGGAUAUAAACGGGUUAGUUGAGCAGAAUGUUCAGCUCAGGAGCCUUGUGCGUAAUCUUUCAGAUCAGCUUGAAAAUAGAGAGACAGAGUUCAAGUUUAUGGUGCAUGGACUGCAGGAAAAGUUUGAAGUGGAACUCAAAAAACAUACUGAUGAAGCUGCCUCUAAAGUUGCUGUGGUGCUACAAAGAGCUGAAGAGCAGGGUCACAUGAUUGAAUCGCUUCAUUCUUCUGUUGCAAUGUACAAAAGGUUGUAUGAAGAGGAACAUAAACUUCGCUCAUCUUAUUCCCGCCCAUCAGAUGGAGCUCCAGUUGAAGAGGAUGGAAGAAAGAACCUUUUACUUCUGCUUGAAGGUUCUCAGGAAGCUACUAAGAAGGCCCAGGAAAAGGCCGCUGAGCGAUUGAGAUCUCUUGAAGAAGAUUUGGCAAAAUCCAAGAGCGAUAUUAUGUCACUACGAUCAGAACGUGACAAGUUGGCUCUGGAUGCUAAAUUUGCAAGAGAGAGACUUGAUAGUUAUAUGAAAGAAUUUGAGCAUCAGAGAAAUGAAAUGAAUGGUGUUUUAGCGAGAAACGUGGAGUUUUCGCAGUUGAUAGUUGACCAUCAAAGAAAGCUACGUGAAAGUUCAGAAAAUUUGCAUGCAUCUGAGGAACUUUCUCGGAAGUUAAAUAUGGAGGUUUCUGUUCUAAAGCAUGAAAAAGAGAUACUGUCAAAUGCCGAAAGAAGAGCAUGUGAUGAAGUUCGUAGUUUGUCGGAGAGGGUUUGUCGCCUUCAGGCUACGUUGGACACUAUUCAGAGUGCCGAGGAGGCUCGUGAGGAAGCAAGAGCUGCUGAGAAGAGGAAGCAAGAGGAUUAUUUAAAACAAAUUGAGAGGGAAUGGGCUGAGGCCAAGAGAGAGCUGCAACAUGAGCGGGACAAUGUCAGAGCUCUAACAUCUGACCGUGAACAGACUUUGAAGAAUGCUAUGAGGCAAAUUGAUGACAUGGGGAAGGAAUUGAAUCAUACUUUGCGUGCUGUUUCUGCUGCUGAAACUAGGGCUGCUGUUGCUGAGACCAAACUUUCUGAGUUGGAGAAGACGAUGAAAGUUUCAGAUGCCAGGGUUGCUGGUAUGAAAGACAGUGGCUCUUCUAUUUCUGCUACUGAGUAUAAGUUUAUGGUGCAAUCAUUUCAUUUGGAUAUUUCUAUGUUCCCAGUGCCAUCAUGGUUGGGGUAUGUUGUUACGGAUUUGCUGAUGGCGAAGGAGGAGAUACAAAAAUUGAGAGAGGAAGCUCAGGCUAACAAGGAGCACAUGCUACAGUAUAAGAGUAUAGCACAGGUGAAUGAAGCUGCUCUAAAGCAGAUGGAAGAUGCCCAUGAAAGUUUCAAGAAAGAGUCAGAAAAAUUAAAGGAAUCACUAGAAGCUGAACUUCUUUCGCUGCGAGAGAGGAUCUCAGAAUUUAACAAUGAAUUGAGUAUGAAGUCUGAAGAGGUAGCCUCUGCGGCUGUGGGAAAAGAAGAGGCUUUAGCUUCUGCUUUGGCAGAAAUUAACUCUUUGAAGGAAGAAAGCUGUAGUAAAACUUCUCGAAUUGUAUCAUUGGAGAUUCAAAUUUCUAAUUUGAAAGAGGAUUUGGAAAGGGAGCAUGAACGUUGGCGUGCUGCUCAAGCCAAUUAUGAAAGACAGGUUAUUCUUCAAUCCGAGACAAUCCAAGAGUUGACAAAGGCAUCACAAGCUUUAGCCUCACUACAAGAAGAAGCAUCUGAGCUUCGUAAAUUGGCAGAUGCACAAAAAAGUGAAAAUGACGAGCUUAGGUCUAAGUGGGAGGUGGAAAAAUCAAUGAUUGAAGAAUCAAAGAAUCAUGCUGAAAAGAAAUAUGAUGAACUGAAUGAACAGAACAAAUUGUUGCAUAGCCGACUUGAGGCUCUUCACAUUCAAUUGGCUGAGAAGGAUCGAGAUGCUGCUGGAAUUUCUUCUGGAAGCAAUGCUCCAGGAUUAGGCAGUGAUUCUGGGUUGCAGAACGUGGUUAACUAUCUUCGAAGGUCAAAGGAAAUAGCAGAAACGGAGAUUUCUUUGUUAAAACAGGAAAAGCUGCGAUUGCAAUCACAACUCGAUGGUGCUCUGAAGGCAGCAGAAAAUGCCCAGGCUUCCCUUCAUGCUGAGCGUACAAAUUCCAGGGCAUUAUUGUUCUCAGAAGAGGAGGUAAAAUCCCUUCAACUUCAGGUUAGAGAAUUGAACUUGCUUCGUGAAAGCAACAUGCAACUGAGAGAGGAAAACAAGCACAAUUUUGAGGAAUGCCAGAAAUUGCGUGAAGUAGCACAAAAUGCUAAGGCGCAGUCUGACAAGCUAGAAUCUCUAUUGAGGGAGAAGCAAAUUGAGGUUGAAGCUUGUAAGAAGGAAAUUGAAAUGGACAAGGUAGAGAAAGAUCGCUUGGAAAAGAGAAUUUCUGAGCUACUUGAGAGAUGUGGAAAUAUUGAUGUGGAAGAUUACACUAGGAUGAAGGAUGAUCUUCAACAUAUGCAGGAAAAAUUGAAAGAGAAGGAUUCUGAGAUUGAGGAAAUUAAGAACCUUGUAUCAGAACAACAGGAAAAAAUAUUGAAAUUGGAGCAAGACCUUGCCAAGAGCGAAUCAGAAUUGAAUCAUAGAGAGAAAAGGAUAAAUGACAUUUUGCAAACAGAGGCUGGUCUAAGAUCUGAGUUGGAGAAGCAGAAGAAGCUGUCUGUUCAGUGGAAGGUGAAAAAAUCUGAAAUCUUAUCGAAGGAGAAGGAAGAAUUUAGCAAAGAAAAACAAGCACUUACCAAACAGAUCGAGGACUUCAAAAGAGGUAAAAGGCUGCUGGGAAAUGUUACUGGCGAACAGGUUUUGAAGGAAAAGGAGGAGAAAGAACACCGAAUACAGAUUCUGGAAAAAACUGUAGAGAGGCAGAGAGAGGAGUUGAAAAGGGAGAAAGAGGAUAUUCGGUCAGAGAAAGCAAAGCGUCAGAGUACAGAGAAGACUGUUUUGGAUUCCUACAAAAAUGUUGAACAGACAAAGACAAUGUUGAAGGAUAAACUUGAAGUGCAUAAGCAGGCUUUGAAGCGCGUGUCAGAUGAACUGGAAAAACUCAAGCACGCAGAAGGCGAUCUUCCUGAGGGCACCUCAGUGGUUCAGCUUCUUUCUGGAACCAUCUUGGAUGAUCUAGCUGCCACCUACGUAUCUGCUAUUGAUAACUUUGAAAGGGUGGCACGUUCUGUAUCCUCUGAACUUGGGGUUGGUGCUCAAUCAGUUGAGAUAUCUUCUAUUCCAGAUGCUACUGCAGCCGCCAUUCCUGGUCAGGCAGCUCCUUCUCAGGCUACCAUCAUUUCCUCAGUAGCUCCUUCAAGUCACAUGGCUACUAAAAUGGCAGAAGAAAAGGAGAGAAAAGUUCCUUUACAAAAACCCAAUGUUGAAACUCGUAAGACAGGGAGGAAGCUGGUAAGGCCCCGGCUUGUCAGAACUGAAGAGCCUCCGAGUGAUGUUGAGAUGUCGGAGGUGGAUGGAUCUAGUGCUGUGGCAAAGCUUGCACCAGCUAGCGAGUCUGAAACUCAGCGCAAUGUCACGCCAGUUACUCAGCCAAUGGCCCGCAAGCGCCUAGCUUCAUAUAGUUCUGAGUUGAAUGAGCAGCCACUUAAUCAAGGAGAGGCUAGCUCCGAUGUUGCCCCACCUGUUUUAAAGAGACCAAAAGGUGCUGAUUCCUCACGAGAGGGUGGUGAAGGACAAGCUGCCACUCCAUCAGAGACUCAGGUGACUCUGCCAGUGGUGGAAGAAUCUGCUGUUGCUGAUUUAUCUCAAGGUGAAGAGGAAGCUGCUGCUGAAAAGGAAGAGGUUGAGACCUCCGGGGAGAAAACAGAACCUCCAAAAGAUUCUGAACAAUUAGAUGACACAAGUCAAGUUGAGCCAGAGAAUGAGACAAAUGAUGUUGCAGAAGAGAUUUUGGAUAAACCAAGUGACAGUGGAAUGGAAAUUUAUGAUGGUUCAAAGGAUCAUGUUGCUGCAGAAGACAACCAACAAUCGCCAAUAGAGUUUGAAAAUGAGAGGGAAGAGGGAGAACUAGUAGCAGAAGUUGAGGAAGGUGUUGAUACAUUAAACAUGGCAGGGAGCCCAGAAACUGGGGAGGCUCUUCCUGAUACUACUCCUGUGGCUUCACCAGCCAGGAUUGAUGAUGAAGCUUCAGUUCCUGCAGGAGUGGAGUUAGGUGAGAUUAAUUCUCCUGAGAUGAUCAAUGAUGAGAAGAAUGAUGAAGGUGAUAUAGUUGAAGAGACUGGUGAAGGUUCCGACAAGUCAAAUGAUGGUAAUGAUCAGAUUGCUGUAGAGACUGAUCAAAUUCCUGAAGCUGCUUCAGUCGCUGUAGAGACGACAACAGCUAUUCCCAACACAGAAAUAGAUGCUUCAAAACAAGCUAGUUCAAGUGGAGCAGAGGCAGAAGAGGCCAGACAGGUAUCACCUGCAGAGGAGGCUAGGCAGGUAUCACCUGCAAGGAACACCUCUACUGUUGUGAAUUUAGCAGAGAGAGCUAGGCAGAAGGCAAUGCUGAGACAGAGUGGAGGUGGAGCUCCGGCAGUGCUUUCUCCUCCAAACACUAGAGGCCGUGGAAGAGUUCUACGGGGUCGAGUAGUACGUGGUGGACGUGGUGGGCGAAGUGGACGUGGACAGCCUCCCAGUCAACAGGGUUAA